Messenger RNA from Drosophila eugracilis, 1841 nucleotides. Its product is annotated as myotrophin. NCBI's taxonomy places the organism in Eukaryota, Metazoa, Arthropoda, Insecta, Diptera, Drosophilidae. Gene Ontology annotation, cellular component: cytoplasm; nucleus. Gene Ontology annotation, biological process: regulation of barbed-end actin filament capping. Gene Ontology annotation, molecular function: protein binding. The record is from RefSeq and is a predicted model, not a curated record.
GCAUACAAAUUGCGUCUGGCGCGUAGGAAGCCGUUGGUUUUGGGUGGGCAAAUGUAUGUACUCUCAUGUAGGAGUACGGGGACAGAUGGCCCGACAUGCGUAUGGGGUUAACGAAGGGUUAACACAACACAAAAAACCAAAACCCCAAAAAUGAAAGAAAAUCAAAAAAAAAAAAUAAAAUAAAACAUUGCCAACACAACAGCAGCGGCACCUGACAACUGUCAAAUUUUGUGGGUUACCAUCUACCAUCGAUAAAUAAAAUGGUGGACAAUUUUAUGACAGCGGCAAUGGGAAGUUUCUCUGACAGAUUUCAUAGAGAAUAUUAUUUAAUAGUUUACCAAAAAAAAGGCCUAUUAAAGCAGGCAUAUAGCUAGCGCUUAUAGUUUAGAAAUAUCGAAAUAGGAACACCCUUUGACUUCCAUUCUUACUUCAUUCUGCUAGCUUGACCAAAACGAAUGACACCGCAUUGAAAAAACAUUAAAAGACUUAUCAGAGAUUGAGUUGCUGAACCAAAAGGACCACCAAGGAACUCAGGACAGGCAACCAAAAUGGGCGAUGGACGUACCAUUGAUGACAUCAUCUGGACAAUCAAACACGGUAUAUACGAUGAAGUUAAGCAAGUUUUUAAGACCGGAUCGCAUGAUGUAAAUGAUCAGAUGGGCUUGAGAUUCUCUCUACACUAUGCCGCCGACUUAGGCCAACUGAAGCUGUUGCAGUUCUUUGUCCGUCUUGGAGCAGAGGUGAAUCGCAAGGACAAGUAUGGUAUUACUCCUCUGGCGGCCAUCUGGGAGGGUCACACACGAUGAGUUGAGUUUCUACUCCAAAUGGAUGCCAGUCCCAUGGAACGUUCUCCUGAUGGUCAGAGCUAUGCCGAGGCAGCCGUGCAGGAUGAUAUACGACGUCUGCUGUCGCCGGAUUAGAUUUCUAAUGGAUUUUAUUGGACUCGUAGUCUUCUAGUUUUCAGAGAGGCUUCUUUUACCAGACCUCUUCUAAUUUUUUGUAAAUUUACAGUGCAUUCCAUUCAAAGAUUCAUGCAAUAAACUUAAGCUGGUUGUAAACGAUGCAGCAGCAGCAGCAGCAGCAGCUAUAAAAUAGUUAAUAAGUAUUAAUGUUAAAUUUUAAGAUGCAGCUUUAAGGUUUUAAGUAACUGUAGGAUACAAACUUUUGGUUAUACAACUAGUUCUUAAAUUUAAAAUAAAGCAUUUUUAGAGUCUUAAUGGUUAGUUCCAACUUUGUAGCUUUUAUAGUUCUUAAAAUCUUUGCGAUUAUAAGGAUAUACGGACGGACAUACGAUCGGGCAUACAUACAGAUAUGUGAACGGACAUAUGGACGGGUAUACGUAUGGACAUAUGGACGGACAUACAUGCGGACAUAUGGAAGGAACAUACGUACGGAUAUAUGGAUGAGUAUACGUACAGACAUAUGGACGGACAUACAUACGGACAUAUGAACAGGCAUACGUACGGACAUACAUACGGACAUAUGGACAGAAAUAUGGACGGGUAUAAGUACGAACAUUCGUACAGACAUACAUACGGAUACAUCGACUUGCUUAUUGAUCUUAUUCAAGAUUACAUUGUUAUAGGUUUCUGUUACAUAUUUCUUAACAAAAACAUUAUAAAAUUUUACUCUUAAAUAUCUAUUUCUUGAUUUUCAUGAUGACUUUUUGCAAACUUUCACACUAAAAAUACUAAAAAUCAAAGAAAAAGUUACGUUCGUUUAAGUUUUUAAUAUUGGAAUGGCUCGACUACAUCGCUCUGUUUUUUAUUCAUUAAUGCUGGGAAGUAUUUACAGUUGGGGUCAGUAACAAACAGUAACAAAAUAGCAUCUGUUGGCCAGCA